GAUUAGGGUAGCAAAACAUGGCGGAUGCUGUAGAAGAGUUUGAAUCGUCCAGUUGUCAUACAACAAUCGAGCUUGAAUCAGUCGGGACUGGAACACCAAACAGUUUAUGUAGUACUCCGGACAUUGAGAUAAGAGGGAAUGAAAAUUGCUCUACCAGUAAUUCAAAACAGCCAUCCAAAUCCGACGACUCUUUUGCGGGCAAUUGCCAGUUCGGUGUCUCAUCUCACGAAACUAGUUUUGGUGUCUUGCAUCAUAAAAAGAGAGAACUAGGAAAUAUCGAAGCUUGUUCUUCACAAGAAAACUGUAGAGAGUAAGUAUGUUAUUAUUACUCAUUCAAUAUGCCUUCCCAUCACUAACAGGUACCCUAGAAAGUCCCCAAAGCACCCGUUGCCUUCGCUGUACAAGUUUCAGAUCUUGUUUAUUAAAAGCUUCUUAUUUUUUCCCCUUCUUAGGAAGGCCAGGCAGGAGUCGAAAGAUGUUACAACUGGGGGUACAAGAACUGUAGAAUGCAAAUGGAUUUCCUGUAAUGUAAUGGUUAAAAAUGCCUCGGAGUUAUCGGAACAUGUAAAGACCGCUCAUGUUGAGCCAAUGGCUUCUCAUGAUGUGUUUGUGUGUUUGUGGGAAGGCUGCAAAGUGUUUGACAAACCGAGUUUAUCACAUUCAUGGCUAUCAAAACACGUCAACGCACACACGGGUGUUAAACCCUUUAAGUGUAUGAUAAGUGGAUGCUCAUUGACAUUUUCGUCCCGAGAGGGCCUUGCUAGACAUGUACCAUCGCACUUCAACGACUCAAAACCAUCGAAAAGACAGAGAUCGGAAAACGAUUCGUCGCCUAAAAAAGUGAUGAAAAAGAAGAAGAAGAAAUUGAGGAUUGUCCGGCAAGCAAGACCUCCAGCUCAAGGUUGGUCUGCUUCGUCUAAUGUUGUUGAAUAUUUCACUUUUGGAAGGCUAUCAUAGCGGAAUUCUAAUUGUACAAAAUUCCGUUUCAGAAUUUUUCUUCUUCCCCCAAAGGAAAAAGAAAAUUGAUUCAAAUUAACAUAAGAAAAUAUGCGGGAUGAGAUUACGAACUUUGACUCAGGCAAUCUCAACACUUUUGUGACACCUGUGGGCAAAUAGUUGUUGGGAGGGCUAAGCCCUGAGCCGACUAUCAGAGAAAGUAGCAGAAAUCAAGAGGUUCCUUUGUGCUACACAGCAUGGGCAGUGGGAAGGCCUCUUCAAAGUGAUUUUAUGGUGAAACCCUUAAUACAGACACUAACUGAGUGAUAGAAAGUGUCUAUUUUAUCAGGGUGUCUGUUUUAACUGGGUUAAAUUUAAAGAAAAUGUAAGGGCUUUCUUUCCCCAGGGACAAAGCAAACUGUCUGAAAUAAUGAGGUGUUGGUAUUAUUAAAGCGCGUGUCCAUAAAGCAGGGUUUAACUGUAAUAAAUAAGUUUAUUUAUUUUGUUUGAAAAAUAAAUCUCUAAGGGGCUUGCAUGCAGUUUCCUUGUGUAUGGGCAAGAUAAAUGGCUGUAACGAAAAGGAAUGAAACCCCUUUCUAAUACAACUAUAUUAGAGAAGGCCAAACUGCUGACUGAACCAAAUGUCAGGAAUGUUAACUCGAGAAAGUCAUUGUAACCAGAUAGCACCAUUAGUUGUAUUUUGAUGAGAUGGGUCAAUUUUUUUAUGCUUAUUAUUGCAGUGAAGGAGGACUUCAUUGACCAACAUGCUGUAUCAAGUAUAAAAGAAAAGCUCCCAUAUGUAAUGCCUGUAUCAUGCUAUAGAUUGGGCAUAGAUGGUGCAAACAUUGUCUUCCAGAGCAAGGUUAGUGGUAUCACCCUGUCCCUUAAUGCCAUUUAAACAUGUGGUGGUUAUGUAAACAUCCACUUCGAGUUGGCCCGUCAAACUGUUCUUGCAACAUAUCAAAAGAAACAGAAUAUUACAUGUAGUUGGGUGAGAUGAAAAAUUGAUUUCUUUUUGGUUGUGUAAAUCAUUAUGUACUGUUUAUGUUGUGUUCAUGUUAUGCCAUAAUAGGGAGUACUGCUGUGUGAAGAUUUUUAAAGACAAGUCUUCUCUUCUUGACAGAAGGAAGAUUUGGCUGUUAGGACAUUACAUUGCAAAAAAAAUAUUAGCUAAAACCACCAAAUUCUUGAAAGUUAUGCAGAGCUUUUGGAACCCAUCUAGAUCCCUUCAUCAGUGAUGUUCACUGUUAUUUGCAGCCUCGGUUUGAUGACCAUUAUCUCCUCUUGUUGCAACAUAGUGUUAAACAAUGAACCUUUGCCAAUAUUAUUCAUUAUUUUGUACCUGCUUAUCAAUUUCAAACUUAAAGCAAUGUUUUGCAAAGUUUGUGGAUUCCAUGAAUGGUUUUAAAUCCCCAUCUAAAUUAUUCUGGCAAUGCACUCUUUUAGACAGGGCUCUUUUAGCAAAUAUAACAUUUUUGACAUCUCUACCUUUUGAGAACUUAUCGUGCUAACACUUGACAUGAAUAUGAAUUCUCUUCACUUAGCAGUUCAAGUUAUGAUCACACACAGGUGUUUCCAACAGAAGCUGUUGGUUUCCUAGCUUAUAGUAAAUGAGAGCAAUGAAAGAGGUAAUGUUGAUGUUAAUGCUUUCAAUAAAUGGCAGGUACUUGGACGAAGAACUGAAGAGAAGUCAGGGAACAUAGACGUUCUUCUAAGAUGGUUACCUGAAGACAUGUAAGUUUGUGUAGAAAGAAAUUUCUCAUUAUUUUGUUUUAACUUAUUAUUAUCAUCAUCAUUGUUAUCAUUAUUAUUACUAUUAUUGAUUUGAUGUUAUUAUUAUUAUUAUUGUUACUAUUAUUAUAUGUAAGUUUGUGUAGAAAUAAAUUUCUCAUUUGUUUUAACUUAUGAUUGUCAUUUUUAUUUUUAUUACUAUUAUUGAUUUAAUAUUAUAUUAUUACUAUUUUUGUUACCAUUAUUAUUAUAUUAUUUUUUAAAAGGUGGUCACUCACACUCUAAGUCCUAUACUGAUGGCAAGUUGACAAAAACAACACGGACUUAAUUCAAUAAGGGAAAAGAAACAAACAAUACUGAUCACUCAACAACGUGAUGGCCCUACCUCAUCGUAUUUUAACUGCACAGAAUGUUGUUUCAUUCUUUGGCAUGCACAAAUCUAGUAUCUUGAGAUUUCUGAAAGAAAAAAUGCUCUUAACUGAUGGCAUUCAUUGUGACCUUAUGAAUCGUUCCUGACAUACAUUGUAGAUUACAACUCAAAUUUUCCUUCUGGUUUAGUUACUUAACUGAUGACAUUCAUUGUGACCUUAUUAAUCGUUCCUGACAUACAUUGUAGAUGACACCUCAAAUUUUCCUUCUGGUUUAGUAACUUAACUGAUGAAAUUCAUUGUGACCUUAUUAAUCGUUCCUGACAUACAUUGUAGAUUACCAAAAGCAAUUAUUUUGCCACAUUAUUUUUCAGUUGUGUUUAAUUUGUGAUAUUGAUAUUUAUGAAGACAGUUAUUUUAAUCCGCGAGGCAAUUAAAAAUGUCAACCAAGUAGACCCAGUUUAUGCAAAAAAAUGGAAAAAAGAAUGAGAGAUUUUUAGUCUCUUGGGCUUCCGCCCUCCUUCAUGGCGGCUUCGUCGCUCACCUCUCGUGCGCUUUCUAUCUACUGUCACUCAAACUUUUUCAGGCGCGCAAAGCGUGAGAGGGAGAUUCUUUAUGUUUUCUGCGGGAAAAGGGGCCCUACUACCGGAACCGGAAACGAGAAGCGACUGACUUUGAGAAAGUCUUUCUAGUCGUGUGUCUAGUAAUGUGAUGAAAUUUGAAUGAUAUUAAUUGACCUGUCAUACUUGGUUUACAGAUUGCCAGACGAAUGGGUUCCUUUAAACGAUGUCCAGAAGCAUAGAACACGCACAGUACACAUUUCUAAGCUUCCCAACGACGUAGCUGCCGAUCUAGAUCCUUCUUUCUACAGACGUCUUUCCCAUAGAAAGCAUCAUCGAAAAUAA
Porites evermanni is the source of this 3940-nucleotide messenger RNA. The record is from the annotation of a GenBank genome assembly. Lineage: Eukaryota; Metazoa; Cnidaria; Anthozoa; Scleractinia; Poritidae.